Stegostoma tigrinum is the source of this 4178-nucleotide messenger RNA. RefSeq names its product cilia and flagella associated protein 92 (putative) (gene cfap92). The coding region runs from base 37 to 3951 and encodes 1304 amino acids. NCBI's taxonomy places the organism in Eukaryota, Metazoa, Chordata, Chondrichthyes, Orectolobiformes, Stegostomatidae. The record is from RefSeq and is a predicted model, not a curated record. The transcript is spliced from 20 exons.
GCUGGAAGAAGGUGUGCUUUUGGGGAAGGAGGGCUGAUGAGAAGAUGGAGCAGACAAGCAAAGGAUUCCUCGACUGGGUUUGGCUCUUGCCACAGAACGAAGAGGGUCGGCAGAGAGUCCAAUGAGUCCCGCAUGCAAGGCCCAAGACAGGCUGGUGUGGCAGUAGCAAGUCCAGAAGUAGUGAGACACCACACCAGGGAGCAGUCAUGGAUCAGAAGGACAAUUACUAUUGCCUACCCAGUCUACAAUGGAGGAAGGGUGCUGAUUAUUGACGAUUUUGGCGGAACACUGGACGAGCUUUACAGUGACGCCGCUACAGACGAUGGCGAUGAAGAUCCAAUGAGGUCAGUCAGUGUCCUAGGAGAAAGGACACCAGACCGUGAUCUGAGCGAAGCCUUCUCAGAAGAGUUCGAUCAGACUGCCCUACCAAGCAGUACAGAGUUCAGCACGGUGGUGGGUGAGAGUGUCACCAGCUCACAUGACAAGAAAUACCCUGCUUCCUCGUCUCGCCUUGUUAAAUUCACAGUUACUCUGACGCUGGCCAUUCCGGAAGGUCUUGAGGGUGGCGGAAAGAAAUUGAUCAAAAAGUCCAUAUCAAUGAGGUCAUUGGAAGCAUCAAAACCCCUCAAAUAUUUUCAUAUCGAAUGGACCCUUCUCCCAAAUGGUGAAGUGACAAAACUCGAUAUAGUGACCUUUGCGACAGCAGCAAAAGUCUAUAUGGGAAUAGACAGCCAGGUUCUGAAGCCAUGGUAUGAUGGUGAUCAAAUGUGGUUGGUCUUCAGUCAUAGUGUGGAGCUGCCAGUCUCUAAAGAAACACUGUUAAAACUUGGUUCUUAUGUGAUGACACUUCAUAUAUGGGACAGUAAGGAUAAAGUCAGCUCCAAGGCAAAAUUUGAUCGGUCCAAGCCUUUGCGUAUUUUCAUGGAGAACAAAAAUAUGGAUGAAGAAAAACAUUUAGUUCAGGAGCAGUUAAAACUGUUAAAAAAUAGUCCCCUCUUGACAACCUAUAAAGAAACCAAUCAUAUAUACCCAGAAGAUAUAUCUCAAAUCCUUGGAGAAGGUCCUGUUACCUCAUCAGACGAAGCCAAAAUUGAGCAUUUAGAACCUGCCAGUCGUGUUCAACCACAACAAAGUGAGAAAGAGCCAUGUGCAGACUUCAGACAAGGUAAAGUAAAGAAAAAAAAGAUUUCAGCAUCACAGACACCUACAAAGGGAACUUCUCACAAAAAACGAACAGGAGGUGUUACUGCAGCUGAACCAAAAACCAAGCCCAAAAGCAAGACUCUGCAUGAGGAAGUUCCCCAGCAACGAAGUCAGAAAAAGAAAGUGACAGAGAAAUAUCGCUCAGGUACAAUAAAGCUGGAUAUGAGGCUGCUUCUUGCAGGAGAAAAAUCAGUCACAAAUAAAAUGGAUGAUAGAAUGCCUGGAAUACGGGAUGCUAUUUUCACGAUAUCAGUGGAUAAUUCACUUAUGUCUGAAGAAAUGGAGAGAGAGUUGAAUCCAAUGGUCAUUCGUAUUAUUUCAGCCAGCUCCAUGCCAUCGACUCCUGUACCAAUCCAUGUGCUACAGGAAAAAUGUGGCCCUGUGUACUGUCAGUAUCGAUUCUAUGAUAUGCCCCGUCAUCAGACAAAAGCCAGAGGGCAUGGGACAGAGAUUUCCUUUAAGGAUGUGAAUGUGAUUCUAACAGGAACCUUCAAUCCAGAUAAACUCAAAGAGUAUUUACUUGGACCUCCACUAGAGAUAGAAAUUCAUGACCGUGACAGGAAGUUGGAGUUCCAGCCUGUACCACCAGCAUUGUUUGGUACUGAGGUGGAAGACACUAAACUGAGCAAUGUCGGUCUUGCUAGCAGUAAGCGAACUAUCCACGAUCCUUUCACAACUGCAAAUAAAUGUUGGGAUCCUUACGGCAUUGCUAAAGUGACCUUUUCUGACCUUAUAUAUGGUGAAAAGUGCUUGAAUGUUGCUGUAUCUAUCCAAAACAGUAGUAUACCAGAUCCAACUGGUUACAAAACAGAUGGAUUGGAUGAACGUAUUAUAGGUGUUUCAGGAGCUGUUGAUGUUUCAGAUGAAUGCCCGUUACCUAAAGGGCAUUAUUUGGAAUCAAACUCUGUUCUUAAUGUAAGAAUUGAAUUAGCUUAUCCUUUAAUGGGAAACACAGAUGUGCCACUUGAAACAGAGGAGUGCCAAUUUGGUCGCGUUAUUUACAUUUUUGACUAUAAAAACACAAAAUUUCUUAACGUAUUGCUGGAAACAAUUAAUUCAGUUAAUUCCGCCGCAAUUUGCCCAGAUUUUUUCUCAAAUGAUGGAAGUGAAGCAGCUGAUAUAGCAUUUAAAAUGGAGUCUGAGCUAAAAGAGAGCUCCAAACAAGAUAUUUUGACAGGUUUUCAUGUAAUGGAUGGAAAAAUACAUCUCUUCGUUUUGGAGGGACUGAGAAACGAAGGGCUCAGGAAAUUGUGGAGAAACCUGCCAGUCAGAUCUGUGGCUCCUGAAGAAGAAAGGAUUAAAGUGUUGUACAAUAGUAACUUCAGUUUUCACCAGAGGUUGUAUGCAUGCAUGGACGAUAAUGUUUAUCAUAUUCAUCUCCGUGAGCCAUUGCAUGAUAUUGUAAAGCAGCCUUUACUGUAUAUUAGGGAUAUGACUCCCCAGGACUGUUUUCAGGCAUUGUGUAGACUUCAAUACAUGUGCUGUGCCAAAAAGCUGAGACAGGUUGUGCAAGGUGACCUUUUCCCACCUGCAGAAAUGGUAAAGCUCCUGAGUCGUGAGUUUGGAAUCCCAGCCUCCAAAACAGGUCCACUUACUACCAAGACUGUGCCAUCCAUCAAAAUUGAACCUGUUUACAAACUUAAGCCCACAAAACGGGAAUCCUAUUCUCUAGUGGACAUUUACGAUGAAAAAUAUUUACAGAAGAAAAGUAAUCAAAUCUUUCCAGAUCAUGUUCAGGGUAACAUUGAUGCAGUUUCUCAGGCUGGCAAAAUGCUGAAGAAAACUAAGCGAAGAACAAUCACAGCCAUUUACCCUGAAGGCAAAGCAGUGCACAUUUACUCCAGUCAAGCCUUGAACUCUGCGCAGCAGGCAAAGGAACUGCUGCAUCAAGAAAUAGCUAAGAAGCCAAACAGCUACUUUACAUACAAUCAAGAUUUUUUGUCAGCAUCAGUGGCUCCUGUGGAUUCAGAAACUGAGAAAAAGAAAGCAAAAGAACGAUCAAAGUUAGCUUGGCUAACUCUUGAAGGAUUCAGGUUUCAUGGAUUCAAGAGUAGCCUAGAGUCUAAUGAACAUCCAAAAAAACCGGAUCAAGCACGGAUAAGUGACCUUAAGAAGGCUUGGAAGGAACAUAUUCUGUAUGGAAACCUAUUUAAACCAAUCCUUCCACGUGGCAGAUGGAAAUGGAGCGAAAGACAUAAAGAUUUUGAAUUAUACAAGAAGUUAACUUACGAACCAACCCCAGUCAGUAUUCAUUUGGCAGGUGACACUUUAAAAGCUGAACAACUUGAAACUAUUUACAAAGAUUAUGAGGACUGGCGUUCAAAACUUUUAGUAAACAAGAACAAGUGCUGCAAUCUUAAAAAUGCUGAAUUACAGACAACUGGGCCAGAAGCAAACACACAAGUGCAUAAGUCUGUGAUAGCCUCCCUCAAGCAACCCAUUUCCAUUUUACAGCGUACAGCUUAUGCAGAUGUUGGAAAUUUGAUAAGAUGUAAAUCCCCACAUCAGUCAGAAAUCACCAAAGGGUUUGCCCCUGGUUUAAAUGAUAACCGUAGCUGGAAAAUAAAUGCGAACAUAAUUCCUCGGUAUGACAUGGAACACAAGAAGUUUGCUGAUCUCAAAGGAAAUGAUUUCAAUGUAUACUGCAAUAAGCAUACGCUUAUUUACAAUCCUAAAUUCAAUCCACUAAAUGAGGAAAUGAAGACCCACCUGUUCCAAACAAACAAGCCUGCCACAGAAGUACUCUAAUCCACUCCAAAAACAGAAAUGCCCAUGCAGCUGACCUGAUUAUUUGACUAUUUUUUGUACAUUUCAUUGAUAAAACUGAUAUCUGCUGCAUUUGAUUUUAGCUGUGAUGAAUUUUAAUCAUUUCUACUGCUUAAGUAAAUUUGUAGAAUUGCUUCAGACUUGUUAAUAGUGAAGAUAAAUGCUGAAAAAUAUCGCAAAAGACUUUAUAAAGUAUUUCAGAACUUUAA